AUCGCCGCAAUGGACUUCGACUCAUCCUGGUGUCCCGUAUGCGACAGGCAAAUCCUCCCCAAACGUUAUCAAGUUCCCGUUGCUCCUCCUCAACCCUCCACUCCUGUUCCUCCUCCCUCUUCUCCCCAGUCAUCUCCCACCAAAUCACAAAGGCCAAAGGUUUCUGCACGACGAAGGCAAGGCGGAGGUCUUGUCCAGGGCACCGGUCGCCUCAAGCCAAACGGCACCAUCAAGCGAACCGACUCCAUCACAAAGCCCGCUCCCCAACCACCCGCAAAGCCAGCCGCUCCGAUCAAAACUCGCACUGUAAUAGACCAGGGCCCAAUUCCUCUUUACUGCUCCGACGCCUGUCAGUUGGCUGACAUACACGCCCUCAACCGCGGUCUCCCCAUUAAUCCCAACCGCGAGCACGCUUCUCCAUGUACCCGCACGAACACCUUUUCUAUGGACGGCAGUGAUCUCGAAAGCGAUGCCACCGGAUCAUCAGUACAAUCCACAUCCUCAACGUCAUCCACAGCCACUCCAUCCAUCGCGAAACUUGCUGCCUUCCUCAACUUCCCACCCCUGCCUCCUCCUGCACCCACCUACGUUGACGACAGCAACUCGGAUUCAGAACCCCUCGAGUACAACAGCGGUAUCAUGAUGGCUGGCCGCCUCAUCGAUUCUUUGUGCCCAAAGCCCGCCAAGGAGCAAGCCCACGGAAACUAUAGGGUGAUUCCAGAGCCACGCGCACCAGUUGCAGGGUGGACCGAUGGUAGCAACGCCUGGCGGGCAUCGGUCUACAGUUUCAGCUCACAGAAGCUUUCCCGUGCUGAUGACUCCACCAAGCCAUACAGUACAGUUCCUGCAUUAUCUCACCGCUCUCGUGGCACGCAUUCGCAAUUCUCUGCCCCCACCCCCACAAAUCACACAGCCUCCCUGCCGUCAUCUUCCACCGACAUGCUUGCCAAAUUUUCAGAGUCGUUCAAUCGCCGUUCAGAGCUCCGCUCUGCUCUUCACUCUCCUCCUUCACCCACAUCGCCAGAUUACCCCGCUACCGCACCUUGCAGUCAAAAGCGCGAGCGAUCACUGCUCAGGCCCGGAGCGGAAGGGAAACUUCUCGUUCCCGACGUCAAGCUCAAGGUCAACAGUGCCUCCAGCGCAUCGCUUUCCAGCGCGUGGAGCGGACCUGCUACUGCGAGUUCAAGAAGGAGUGUUCGCAGCCCACUAUCAUCGACAAUGAGCGAUUUCAGCGACGAAGAGGCCCAGGCAACUCGCUAUGGCAGCGCUACAUCUCUUCCACAUCAAGCAAAGAGGCCAGUGGUCGAAACCCGCUCGUGGUCGUAUGACAACCUCAGAACAUAUCCUAUCAUGAAACUUCCCCCGAAGAUCGUCAAGCGAAUGGAGCGACAAAUCGUUGAUGGUGUUGAGGUCGAGGUCGAGAUCGAGGAGGUCGUCGAGGAGCCUCGCAAACGCCUCUUCUUGUUCCCCGCACCCAUUCGCUGCUCAUAAGCAGUAUUCUUUAUCCUCUUCCUUUGGGGGCUCGGGGGGUCAUCUGGGUUAUUUCAUUCUUCAUCGCUCUGCUUUCUUGCUGCACUGCCUAUAAUAUUCUCCUGCACACCAUACCUUGCACGCCAACGACACUUUACGACCUUCUACUCCACCUGCAUCGUUGCGACGACGACGACGACGGAGACACAGCAGCAUCAUCAUCUACUUGCAAUUCUCAUCAUAAUGAUACCCUACAUCCAUAUCCUUAUCGAUCCACACACACAACCUGCAUCUUAUUAUCAUCGCCGCGAAUCCUCAUCGUCCUCGUCGUGCCAACGACCCCAAAAUGUCCAUACGCCAACCGCACUUGCUGUCGUGUCAGGCCUCUGGCCUUCAAACUUCCUGUAAUACCAAGCCUUGUACUUUUAUCUGUUUGUUUAUCGUCGGUCUGCAGAACUCUUCCCUUUUCCUCAUUGUAUUUUGGUGUAACUUUUUUACAUAGCAUUAUUACCCCAGCAGCAUUCACAUAGCCUGCCGUUGUUGGCAGGCAUGAUUAAUUCCCUUAUACCAUUUUUUGCAUGGCAAGUUACCUGUACAAAGUUCAUAGGAAUUCAAAAACACUUUGAAAGUCACUCAUAUCUCCGUGAACUUGUC
Molecule: messenger RNA, 2124 nt
Organism: Laccaria bicolor S238N-H82
Lineage: Eukaryota; Fungi; Basidiomycota; Agaricomycetes; Agaricales; Hydnangiaceae
Exons: 3
Coding region: 10-1491 (493 amino acids)
Source: RefSeq, a predicted model, not a curated record